Molecule: messenger RNA, 1759 nt
Organism: Synchiropus splendidus (mandarinfish)
Lineage: Eukaryota; Metazoa; Chordata; Actinopteri; Syngnathiformes; Callionymidae
Product: NIPA-like protein 2
Exons: 11
Coding region: 36-1253 (405 amino acids)
Biological process (GO): magnesium ion transport
Cellular component (GO): membrane
Molecular function (GO): magnesium ion transmembrane transporter activity
Source: RefSeq, a predicted model, not a curated record
ACGACAGUCAGUGGAGGCAUCACGAACGCCUCUCCAUGAACAAACAAAGUAACUUUCUCUCUUCUCGCUGUGUCCUGUUCUCGAGGAAUGUGGUUGACGGAGAUAAACCGAGAAACCAAGAUGUGAAGAAUAGGACAAACCGAAAAAUGACGGCUAUACCAACUAAUUAUGAAGUGGCAGGCAACUCAAGCGCCGAACUUGACGCCCAUCGUGCGGAGAUCCUGGAAAAUCCACUGCAGACAUAUCUCCUGGGAAUCAUCAUCUCUAUAUGUGGGAACGUUCUCAUCAGCAUUUCACUCAACAUACAGAAAUAUGCCCACGUUCUUCAGUCUCAGCGUGGUUCCAGGCCCUACUACACCUCCUUCCGCUGGUGGUGUGGUGUAGUUCUCAUGGGGGUCGGAGAGCUGGGGAACUUUGCUGCCUACGGCUUCGCCCCAGCUUCACUCAUCGCCCCGCUGGGCUGCGUGUCUGUCAUAGCCAGCGCCAUUAUAUCGGUGGUCUUCCUCAAGGAGACGGUGCAGUCCUCUGACAUCGUAGGCUGUACACUAGCAAUAACUGGAACAUACGUCCUGGUGACCUUUGCCCCCCACACCUCGACACACGUCACAGCCCACCUGGUCCAGUACUACCUGAUCAGCUGGCAGUUCCUGCUCUACGUGGCUGUGGAGGUCACCAUUUUCAGCAUCCUGCUCUAUGUGUACAAGUGGAGGAAGGUGAAGCAUAUCGUCAUUGUCAUACUGCUGGUGGCUCUGCUAGCAUCUGCGACAGUCAUCUCAGUCAAGGCCGUCUCUGGGAUGAUCACCGAGACGAUAAAGGGAGAUCUGCAGCUCAUCUACCCCAUCUUUUACGUCAUGGUCAUCAUCAUGGUUGCUUCCUGUGCCUUCCAGAUCAAAUUUCUCAAUCAGGCAAUGAAAAUGUUCGAUGCCACUGAAGUGGUUCCUAUUAACUUUGUGUUUUUCACUGCAAGUGCCAUUGUUGCAGGAGUGGUGUUUUACCAAGAGUUUGAAGGCCUGGCCGCACUCAACAUCUUCAUGUUCCUUUUCGGAUGCCUUCUGUCUUUUCUUGGGGUUUUCUUGAUCGCCAGAAACCGGCCCAAAAAUCGGAAGCAGCAAGAUGUCAAUUCCAUCCCGAUGGAAAAGAUGCCAGGGAGCAGGCAGACGGAGGAAGUGGAGCCGGAUGAAAAAGCCUCAACAUACGGAUCCCUGGCUGAUAAAUUCAUGUGUAACAGAGGUCCCCAAACAGACGACUCCUAGGAUCAGCCUUUUGUGUCGGGAGUUCUGGCUGUUUACAUGGACUGUAAUCCAAACGCUCUACAUCGAUGGAAGCUUUUUCGUGUUUAGGUCAGGUGAAGGAAGAAGCAGCGUCAUUUUCAGGGCUCAGCAGGUGGCGCUCUUGUGAGGUUUCAGCCUGGAGCAGAGAGUGCCAUCUGACGGCGGCUGAGAAAUGCUUCAUGAAGGUUCUCAGUAUGAUAGAACUUGAACUGACCCAUUUUCAGUGCUUCAGGUCCAGAUGUUGGGACAGAGGUGAGCAGACUGGCACACUCUGGUGUGAAGCCUCACGUGUUCUUACGCAGCAUCAGCCACAAGUGUUGGUAACUAAAGACAAGAGCUGUAGUUUAAAAAGAGAAGGGCUCCCACAGAACCAUCUGAAAUAGUAAAGGAAAAUGUGCCCCCAGAUGAUUUGGGUUUUAUUUACCUUUGCCUUUUUAAAUUCAUUGUACCAGAACAAAAUCAUAAACUGUACGACCCCAAUAAACAGA